AUGGCAAAACAUGUCACCUCUACUCUCUUUCUUAUUCUCUUCAUCCUCUUGACCACCAUUCCUUCUUCACAUUCAAACGACCAUACUGAUCUUGAAGCUCUUCUAGCAUUCAAGAAAUACAUACACGACGAUCCGUUGCAUGCUUUGAGCUCAUGGAACGAAACAAUGCAUUUCUGCAGAUGGAAUGGUGUCUCCUGCAGCAAAAGGCAUCCAAGCAGAGUCGUCUCUCUUUCUCUGCAGUCUCAAGGCCUCGUGGGAUCGCUCUCGCCUCACAUUGGUAAUCUCUCUUUCUUAAGAAUCAUCAACUUGCAAAACAACACCUUCAGCGGCCCAAUCCCUCAGGAGAUGGGUCGCCUCCGAAGGCUUCAAGUGAUCAAGUUUAGCAAUAAUUCUUUUGGUGGUGGGAUUCCAACAAACCUAUCACAAUGUACAAAUCUCUAUUACCUGAAUUUGGUUGACAAUCAGCUCACCGGAGUCAUAGUUCCCGAGAUAGCUUCCUUGGACUAUCCCGCCAUUCCUAGGAAACUUCACAGAUCUAUCCCUACUGUCGAUAGGUUCUUGCCGCUCAAGGGAAAGAUACCAGAGUCGCCGCUAAACUUCAAAGAUUGCAGUGGAGCACUUCCAGCUUCGCUAUCUAACUCUUCCCUCAUUGAACUCAUAGAAGUAUCUGAAAACAGUUUCACCGGAAAUAUGAUAGAUUUAACUAGAUUUCCAGCUCUUAAAGUGCUUUUGGUUGCAUCUAACCGUUUCAAUGGAGAUAUAGGUACUAUUUUGUCAUCCCUUACAAACUGCACCAACCUUGAAACUUUGGAAUUGAAUGGAAACCAUUUCACUGGUUCGUUACCAGACUCCAUUGGCAAUCUUUCUGAUCACUUGUCGUCCUUACGCCUCGAUAAAAAUCAGUUAAGUGGAAGCAUUCCAUCCAGCCCAAUUCCUUCCUCCAUUGGAAAACUCCAUAACUUGCAACUUAUCACUAUCCAUAAAAAUAGACUGAUAAAUGAGAUGCCAUUUUCAUUGGGCAACUUGACUUUGUUGAACAUUCUUUCCUUAGCAUUAAAUAAUCUUUCUGGGAGUAUACCUCAAAGUCUUGGCAACUGUACCAACUUGUUAGAAUUAGGUCUUGCAUACAAUAACCUCAGUGGCUUAAUACCUCCUGAAAUCAUGAAGCUUUCCUCCAUGUCCAUUGGACUUGACCUAUCUGGCAACGUUUUGACGGGUACUAUUCCAUCAGAACUUGGGGCUUUGAGAAAUCUUGGAUACAUGGACUUGUCCAACAAUAGAUUAUCCGGAACCAUUCCUCCUUCUUUGGGGAGUUGUGUGAUGCUCAGCUCACUUUACCUAGAUAGAAAUUCUUUUCAAGGUGAGAUACCUGAUAGUUUGAGGGCUUUGAGAGGUUUAGAAUAUUUGGAUCUUUCACAGAAUAACCUUUCAGGAGUGAUUCCAAGAUUUCUUGUUGAGUUUAGCUUGUUGUAUCUCAACAUUUCUUUCAAUAACCUGCAAGGAAACCAAAACUUGUGUGGAGGUAUUGCAACUCUGAACCUUCCUUAUUGUCCGUCAUCACCAAAAUCCAACAAGAAAGGUUUGGGGAAAAUCUUGAUCCCAGCUAUUGUCGGAGCCAUAUGCCUAGCGCUUGCAUUGUUCUUAUGUGUCGUCAUUAUCUACAAGCAAAGAACAUUGCAAAAUGUUGGAAACCCAAUAUUCCGACUGCCAGACAUUUUGAGGCUAUCUUACGGAGAUCUCUUGAAUGCUACAAAUGGAUUCUCGGACAUGAAUCUAGUUGGUGUAGGUAGAUUUGGAUCUGUGUAUAAAGGAACUAUCAAUGAUGAUGAUGAGCAGACAGAUGUGGCGGUGAAGGUUCUUAAUCUUAACGUAAGAGGAGCUUGUAAGAGUUUGGCAUCAGAAUGCAAUGCAUUGAGAGGCAUACGACACAGAAACUUGCUCAAGAUUGUGAGUGUUUGUGACAGCAUUGAUUUUCAAGGGAAUGCUUUUAAGGCAUUGGUGUAUGAAUUUGUGGCCAACAGAAGCCUCGAGGACUGGCUUCAUUCAGAGAAUGAAGGCAGGGGAGCUCUCAAUGCUAUCCAGAGACUGAAUAUUGCAAUUGAUAUUGCAUGUGCAGUUGAGUACUUGCAUUGUGGGAGCUUGGCAUCCACGGAAGGAAGCAGUUCAUCAGCAAUCAAGGGUACCAUAGGCUACAUUGCUCCAGAGUAUGGCGUGAGCCUCGUUGCAUCAACUGAAGGGGAUGUAUACAGUUACGGAGUUCUUGUGCUUGAGAUGUUCACAAACAGAAGACCAACAAGUGAUGCAUUCGAAGGGUAUCUAAAUCUCCAAGACUUCGUUAGCACAGCCUUAACCGACCGUGUAAUGGAAGUAGUGGAUCCAUUUCUGCAUCAAGAACUUAAUGUGGAUGAAAAGUAUUGGGAUUGCAUUGUUUCAAUUCUGAGGAUUGGAGUGAGAUGCUCGAAGCAGCUUCCAAGAGAUCGCAUGUCGAUGGCAGAUGUUGUUAAUGACUUGAAAAAGAUAAGAAAUUUGAGUGUACAAUAUCUUUCAGUUGUAGCAGUUGCUCUGGUUGUUGUAAUUGAACUUUCUUUACAUUAUCUAGCUUUAAUUUCCCAAGAUAGCUUCUCUUGUCAACCUCCAAGCGUUAGGCUUGUCGAUAAACAUGUUUUCGGGACUAUCCCUCCAUUCCUAGGAAACCUCACAAUUCUAUCCCAACUUUCGUUAAGCGAAUGCAGCUUGCAAGGAGAGAUUCCUGAGUCCCUAGGUCAGCUUAGAAGAUUGCAGUGGCUAAAUAUAGGUGACAAUAAUCUAACUGGGCAGUUUUUCCUUAUUUGGUAA
Salvia hispanica is the source of this 2835-nucleotide messenger RNA. NCBI's taxonomy places the organism in Eukaryota, Viridiplantae, Streptophyta, Magnoliopsida, Lamiales, Lamiaceae. The record is from RefSeq and is a predicted model, not a curated record.